This is a messenger RNA of Strongylocentrotus purpuratus (purple sea urchin), 1041 nucleotides long. RefSeq names its product caseinolytic peptidase B protein homolog. The coding region runs from base 4 to 1041 and encodes 345 amino acids. Gene Ontology annotation, molecular function: ATP hydrolysis activity; ATP binding. Gene Ontology annotation, biological process: cellular response to heat. The record is from RefSeq and is a predicted model, not a curated record. The transcript has 7 exons. Gene Ontology annotation, cellular component: cytoplasm; mitochondrion. Lineage: Eukaryota; Metazoa; Echinodermata; Echinoidea; Camarodonta; Strongylocentrotidae.
ACAAUGGGACUUUCUAGAAACAAGAGACCAACUAAUCUUGAAAAGCAUCUUCAGGAGAACAUUGUUGGUCAAGAACAUGCGGUAUCUUUGGUUGCUCGAACUAUCAGACGAAAAGAAGCAGGUUGGCAAAGCACGGAGAAGCCGUUGGUAUUCCUAUUUUUGGGUUCAUCGGGCACUGGGAAAACUGAGAUGGCCAAAGCGGUUUCGACCCACUUGAAACUAAAAGAGACAGCUUUCAUCAGAAUCGACAUGUCCGAAUAUCAAGAAAAGCAUGACGUUAGCAGGUUUGUCGGGGCUCCUCCUGGUUACCUUGGUCAUGAUGCCGGUGGUCAACUCACAGAGAAACUAAAGAAGACUCCGAAGGCUGUUGUUCUGUUUGAUGAAGUUGAAAAAGCACACCGUGAUGUUCUGACCAUUAUGUUGCAGCUUUUUGAUGAGGGAAGACUGACAGACGGAAAGGGGGAGACUGUCAUGGGUAACAAGGCUAUAUUCUUCAUGACAUCAAACCUGGGAAGUGAUGCUAUUACUGACUUCUGGAAGAAAGAAAAUAAGCAAUCAGGUUUGAAUAUUCAAAAAUCUUAUCUUAACAUAGGACAAGUGAAAAUUCCCGACAACUUCCAGCAAGAAGUCAUCCAGCCUAUUCUCAAGAGGCACUUCAAGAGAGACGAGUUCCUAGGCAGAAUCAACGAGACUGUCUUCUUCCUACCAUUCACCGAGGAUGAUCUUGUUCAACUCGUUACCAGAGAGAUGGAUAAAUGGUCGAAACUUGCAAACAGCAGACAUAGAAUAAGAGUGUCAUGGGACGAUUCUGUCUUGAAAGUACUGGCCAAUGGCUACAAAGUAGAUUACGGGGCUCGUUCGAUCAUACAUGAGGUUGAACGGAGAAUCGUUAACAACCUGGCACAACUGCAAGGUGAAUAUGAAGAUAUCGUGAAAGGCAUUCGUAUAUCUGUGGAAAGGGAAAGCGCCACCUUGCGAGCGGUAAUGAAGAUGGAGGUACUCGAUCACCAUGAUCGUGUUAGGAAAGAAAUUUCAAUAUGA